UGUGUUGAAGCCAACAGGCACAAUAUAUUACAGUCUAGGGCUUGCUGCUGAAAAGCCCGUUGGAUCCUCCACUGACCUGCUGUUCUUUCCUGCUUUCCUCUCGCGUUUUUUCCACAUUUAGAUUAAAAACAAAGCUCUCACUCUCCCUCUCUUUCUCUCCCCUCCCUUUUUCUUCAUCUUCCUCUUCUUGUUCUUCUUUUUCUGCUUUUUUUGCAGCAGCAGUCAAGGCACAAGCUUUAGUGUGUCAGAGUGAGGGUAAAGAGGGGGAAAAAGCAGAGAAGAAGACUAUUUGGACGGAGCUGAGUGUGUGUUUAUGUUUGUAUGUCUCACCAUUGGACGGCUGAGUGAAGAGGCACGAGGAGAAGAGGUAGAGGAGGAGAAGAAGAUGGAAGCCUGCCUAGAUAAAAUUCUCUGUGUCAUGUCACUACGUGUGGACCUUGACUGAUCACAGGCUGAGGAAAAGGAAGAGACACGCUGAGAGGAAGACAGGGAGGUGGAGAAACCGAGACUUUGGUUUCAUUGGGAAAAGAAGAUAAGAAGGAGGAGGUACAAGUCUGGCGCUCCUUUUUAUCAUGACAUGGUUGGAUAAACAAACUGACGGACUGAGCGCUCUUCAGUUGUGUGUCAACAGGAAUUUGCCUUAAAAGAAAAGAAGGAGAGAGACUUUGGAAGAGUAAAGACUGCUGUGUUAAACCCAGCUAAGGAGCAGGGACUGGACUUACAGAGAGUGUGUGUGUGUGUGUGUUUGUGUGUGUGUUUGUGUGGCUGUGUAACCGGUGGAGGGCAGAGGAGUGGAGGGCCAGGGGACUAACCUGGCCAUCAAACGGACUGGCAGCCUCUCCUCUCCUGGGAUCAUGUACCCUCAGGGUAGGCAUCCGGUCCCCUUACAACCCGGCCAGUCUUUUAAGUUCACAGUCCUGGAAACCCUGGACCGUAUCAAGGAGGAAUUCCAGUUCCUCCAGGCGCAGUAUCACAGCCUGAAGCUGGAGUGUGAGAAGCUGGCCAGUGAGAAGACUGAGAUGCAGAGGCACUACAUCAUGUACUACGAAAUGUCCUACGGUCUCAACAUUGAGAUGCACAAACAGGCGGAGAUUGUCAAGCGUCUCAGUGCCAUCUGCGCUCAGAUCAUCCCUUUCCUCUCUCAAGAGCACCAGCAACAGGUGGUCCAAGCAGUGGAAAGGGCGAAGCAGGUCACCAUGGCUGAACUCAAUGCCAUUAUCGGGCAGCAGCAGCUCCAGCACCUGUCUCACCAUGCUCCUGGCAUUCCUCUGACGCCACACCCAUCAGGCCUGUCCCUGGGGGCAGGGGGCUCAGGGCUUCUUGCGCUGACAGGGGCCCUGGGGGUCUCGGCACACCUUGCCUCCAAAGAUGACCGAAACCACCUUGAUCCCGAACAUCUCAGAGAGGGAGCACCCAGCAGGAGUAAGUCAGUGUCGUCAACAGACAGUCAGCCCACUGAGGAGCGCCAGGGCCCAUCAGGAGGCUACUCCUCCUCGCAGGGAGGAGCUGAGGCAAAGAGGAGGCGCUGUGAUGAUAAAGAGCCUCUUCCGCCACACUCCUAUGACAGUGAUGGAGACAAGAGUGAAGACAAUCUCGUGGUGGACGUUUCCAAUGAAGAGCCUAACUCUCCCGUGGGCAGCCCUCCUCACUCCCCUCACGGGAAUGGGUUGGACCGGGCUCCAACCCUAAGGAAAGAGCUCCCGGGCUCCUCAAGCACAGGAGAGGCUCCCUCCACCCCAAACCCUCGCAGCCCCACCCCAGGGAAGGGCAAGGACGCUGCACAGAUGGAUAAGUCCCAGUCUCCGUUGUCCAAGUCUGGCACCCCAUCCCCAUCCCACCGUGAGGCCCUUACCCCAGGAACCCCAGGAGCCCCUGGUCCUAGCACCUCCUGCCUUCGUCUGGUCAGCAAAGCAGCAUCCAGCGCAGACCCCCUUGCUCUCCGCAGUCCCAUGUCUGUGCCCUCUGGUUCAUACCCAGCUCAUUUUGGCGUGGUGUCCCACGCAGGCCUGAAUGGGGAGCUGGCCAGCCCAGGAGGUUUCGGUGGGGCUCUAACUCUCUCUCCACAAAUCAGCGCAGCAGCCAAUGCCUACUCCCGAAGCCCCAUGGUGGCAUAUGACUCCCGGUCUCACCUGAGGGCGCCAGGGCUGUCCUCUUCUCUGCCUGGUUCCUCUGGCGGCAAGCCUGCCUACUCAUUCCAUGUGAGCGCAGACGGCCAGAUGCAGCCGGUGCCCUUUCCCCCUGACGCCCUGCUGGGCCCGGGAAUCCCUCUCUCCAAACCUGACAAGUACCAGCUGCACCUCCAUGAGAGCUGCGUUCUCUCCCUUAAGUUUGCCUACUGUGGCAAGUGGUUCGUGAGCACAGGAAAAGACAAUCUGUUGAAUGCGUGGAGGACACCGUAUGGAGCUAGUAUUUUCCAGUCCAAGGAGUCCUCGUCUGUGCUGAGCUGUGACGUCUCCCCGGACGACAAGUACAUAGUAACGGGCUCCGGGGACAAGAAGGCCACGGUGUACGAGGUGGUGUACUGAGGGUUGGGACGAGAUGGGAAGAGACAGGACGGAGAUUUUUCUGGUGUUUUUUUUGGAGGAUAGGGGAGGGGCAACCAGUUGCCCCGCCAACCGCUCCUGAUCCGCAUUACAUCAGCAACAACAGCACCUCCGUUUCAGUCCUCUGAGCCCUCCUGACCCUCACCCCUAAUACAUCAGCCCCGCUCCCCCGUUUUCCUGUGAUAUAAGCUACUGUGGAAGCUCCCAAAUGCCUCCUCCCUCCUCCCCCAUUCCCCUUUAAGCCCAAGGAUGAGGCAUGAUAGCAGAGAGAGAGGCGGGAAGGGAAGCAGCAAGAUAAGAAGGACAAAGGAAAAGGGCGGUGGAGCAUAAAGAUAAAGUCGGGAGGGAAAGACAAGAAGGAGGAGAGAAAGCGAGAGUGCGGAAGGAAGAGAAAUGAAAGAGAGCACGAGGAGAGGGAGGAGGAGGAAAGAGGCAGGGUAAUUAGGGCUGUUUCCUGAUUAAGAGCUCAGUGGAAGGGAGGCCCCCAGAGGAGGCGCGGAGCGGCACUGUGGGAGCGCCAGCCAGGAGCACUGAUACCACACAAUCGAUUCAUUAGCCAGACAGUGGAAGCCUUAAUGAGGCUGACGCCGCAGCUCGCUCUCCCCAGCGAGAGGUGUCAGGAGCUCGGGAACGAUGACGCGCCGAGAUGGAGGGGGGCGCUUCAGAUAUCCACAUACACUGACAUGAAACAUAGACCUUCUCACACGCACACACACACACAAACACACACACACACAGGCGCACGUCAUCGGGCAAGAAUACACACACUCUCGGAUACACUCCCUUGAGGUGAUUGCAGGAAUAGAGAGACACCCACACACACAACACACACACACACAACACACAGAGCACCCAAUUAAACAUUCGUCGCAGCGCUCCCCGUCUCACUGCGUAAUAUCUAUUUUAUUUUGCUCUGACAAAGGCAGCGUCUAAUGAGCAGCGGAGUCAGUGGGAUUCUCCCAGGGCCCAGAGACACAAACACAGAACAUCAGCCGAGCUGUUCCCUCUAAUUCCUCUGGAUUGUUCUCCUGACACCGGGCGCUGCACUCACUCUCAUUAAAGGCACUGUCAGCUAGAUGAAGUAGCAGCACGCCAACUUCACUGUAAGGCAGACAAGACGGCAAAUUAACACCGCCCGAUUACGCUAUCGUCAGCAGCAAACUAAGCAGCUAAUUCGAAUCCUUUUAAAUUGUAUGCAACUAGUUGCUGUUUUCUUUUACGCACCAGAUGAGACUUACAUGUUUAUCAAAGUCAUUGUCUCCGUCUCUGCCUGCCUGCUGAUGUGCUAGUGUUCAAAGUGGCUAACUCUUGUUCGGUGAGCUAUUGAUUGCUAUUAAUUGAUGAAAAUACAUGUAUAGAUUUAAAUGAUUGAUGCCACUCUUUUGCUAAGUAUGAAGCAGCCUACUAACCUAGCUUAGCAUAAAGACUGAAAACGGGGAAACAACUAGCUUCUCUGUCCAGAAAUAACAAAAUCUACCUAUCAGCACCUCUAAAGCUCAUGAUUAUCAUAUUAUGUCGUGUGUUAAAUCGACAACUUGCUGUUUCAUGAGGUAACGUCCUGGAGUGUUCCCUGGUCUCCUGGUAACCAAGUCAUGCACAUAACCACGCUGUAAAACACCAACAUGUGGAUUUUAUUUUUCUGGUUAUGGUAUGGAAUAAAUAACGACAUCUAGUCCGUACAUUAGUGAUCUUUAAAGGUGGUGGUAGGUGGGUUUUGCUUCCUUUGGACGGAGCCAGCCUAGCUGCUCCCCAUUGUUUCCAGACUUUAUGCUAAGCGACUGCUGGCUCUGGUCUCAUAUUUACAGUACGAUCUGGGAGUCGUAGCAAUCUUCUGAUCUAACUCUCAGCAAGAAAUCAAAUAAGCGUAUUUCCCAAAGUAUUUUCCAAAUUUCUUUGAACCUGAUUCGAGCUCUUCAUUCCUCUUUGUAUCAUAUUCCAAACUGUCAGGCAAAGUGUAUAUCAGAGCUUUCUGCUUCAGUAGAACAUGCGUCACCAUUAUGUAGACUAAACAGGCACAUUUUAAGCUUUUCUUUUAUUACUCCUUUAUUUCAGUAUUUUUUAUAAAUAGUUAUUGCUCGUCUUGAACGAUAUGUUUAUGUAUUGGGGUUGCCUAUGACUGCGUUUCAGGUUCGGGGGAGCAAACAGAGGGACGCACUCACACAUGGAGACGUACAAAAUCAAGUAGAACACAGGCGGGAAAAAUAUUUUUGUUCUUUAAACUUUUUCUUUUUUAAAUAAGUGUGUGUUUAUCCUUGGUGGUGGUGACAGGCAGAGGGCAUACAACAUCAGCAGUCCAAUGUAAAGAAAAAUAAAUAAGGCCCUCCGUUUUGGUUGUUGUUUUUGUUUUAUUCCCUUUCUUUUCAAAAGUGGUAGUAAAUGUAAUGCAGUCUGUUUUCAGUCCUUAUUGUGCAGCUGAACUAUUUUUUUCUUGAGUCCGUGGUCAGUGUACAGCAGGCGUCGGCUGCACUAGGAUAAUUCCAAUUCAGCCAUCGAAGAGGUCCCACUUUCUACUGCAUGCUUGUGCACUAAAGCUCCACUUCUGCUGAUAGAACAAGACAAAUCAAAUUUUACUCAGUAGAUACAGUGAACGGUCUCACGGCCACAGUUUUACAUUACAGUAUCCAACUCUAUUCAACUGUAUGUUUUAGCCAAAUAUGUCCAUGUUUCUCAAUGCAGCGCUAAUGCAGGAUAGAAGAAUUAUGAGGAACUUCUCUAAUGGCUCCUAUAACGGCGAUCUGUACAGUUCAAUGCCAUUGCCUGCCUCUUUCCCUUUCUGCCUGUCAGCCACAGGCAGACCUAAAUGAUAUUCUCAUACACAAGCUUGUAUACUACUCAGAAUGAUGUUGUAUAAUGGCUAUGCAUUUGGUGGUAUAGCGUGAAUAUUUGGGACAUUGUAUUUGAUACUCUUCUUUACCUGUCAGUAACGUAGCUCUCCUCUGCUUGUGCUUUCUCUGUUCCAACAGUCUAACAACUUUUAUUUUUUUCGUUAUUACAAGCCCGUGUUUAGUUUUUCUUUUGUAAAGCCAAGGAUAUUUUUUUUUUUACUGCUAAAAAAUCCCUUCUGAUGCGUUUCCUAUGUGCUGUACAAGAAAUACUAUGUGUGAAAAUAAACCAAACUUGUGUUCAUCCUUU
Molecule: messenger RNA, 5675 nt
Organism: Etheostoma cragini (Arkansas darter)
Lineage: Eukaryota; Metazoa; Chordata; Actinopteri; Perciformes; Percidae
Product: transducin-like enhancer protein 1
Exons: 18
Coding region: 855-2525 (556 amino acids)
Biological process (GO): negative regulation of canonical Wnt signaling pathway; regulation of DNA-templated transcription
Cellular component (GO): nucleus; transcription regulator complex
Molecular function (GO): protein binding; transcription corepressor activity
Source: RefSeq, a predicted model, not a curated record